GUAUUAAUAACAAAGACAGUUUUGAUAACAGAUUAUCUUUUUAAAAAAUAAAAGAAACAUUUCGCAUAUAAAAGCCAAACUGAAACAACCUGAAAGUAUAGUCCUCCAGCAGCGUUUCAACAUGAAGGUAUUCGUAGUUCUCCUUGCUGUGGUAGCAGCCGUUUUGGCUGAUUCCGAAAGCUAUGAAGCCGCCUACUACCCGUCCGAACCGGCCGUAGUAGACACCAACCCCGGAUUAAGAGUAGUCAACGGUCAAAACGCCAACAGGGGACAAUUCCCUUACCAAAUCUCCUUACAAAGGCGCGUUUUGGUCAGUUUCAGCCACAUCUGCGGAGGUUCCAUCAUCGCCCCCAGAUGGGUAUUGACCGCCGCCCAUUGUACCCAAGCCCAAGCAUCUACCAUGAGGGUCGUAGCUGGAAUCUUGCUCCAGAGUGACACCAACGGUCAAGCCGUCAACGUUGCCGAAGUUAUCAAUCAUCCAUUGUACCCAGGCGGUUCCGAAGUGGCUCCCAAUGACAUCUCUCUGCUUCGCCUAGCUGCUAAUUUGGUCUACAACGCCAAUGUGCAACCCAUCAGGAUUCCUGCUGCUAAUGUACGCGCUCGUGGUGAUGUGGUACUCUCUGGAUGGGGAUUGACCCGUACUGGAGGUUCUAUUCCAAACAAUCUACAGUUCGUUAAUGUGCCAAUUGUGGAACAACCUGAAUGCAGGAGGCAGUUGGACCAAUUCUUGGCACGCAACCCCUUGGACAACAACUUAAACAUCUGCUCCGGAAUCCGUAAUGGAGGUGAAUCCGCCUGCAACGGUGACAGUGGCGGCCCAUUGGCUCAAAAUGGCGUCGUCCAUGGAAUCGUUUCCUGGGGUCUCGUCCCAUGUGGACAGCGUAACACCCCAUCAGUCUACGCUAAGGUGGCUGCUUAUGCCAACUGGAUCGUCGCCAACACUAACGGAGAAGUUAGACCAUGAACUGAAUAAGGGAUAUUUUCUUAAUGCUUAUGUUUUAAUAAAGAACCUUUGAAUAUA
Molecule: messenger RNA, 1021 nt
Organism: Anthonomus grandis grandis
Lineage: Eukaryota; Metazoa; Arthropoda; Insecta; Coleoptera; Curculionidae
Product: trypsin-1-like
Exons: 4
Coding region: 122-964 (280 amino acids)
Biological process (GO): proteolysis
Molecular function (GO): serine-type endopeptidase activity
Source: RefSeq, a predicted model, not a curated record